Molecule: messenger RNA, 804 nt
Organism: Hevea brasiliensis (rubber tree)
Lineage: Eukaryota; Viridiplantae; Streptophyta; Magnoliopsida; Malpighiales; Euphorbiaceae
Exons: 5
Coding region: 111-590 (159 amino acids)
Cellular component (GO): chloroplast inner membrane; chloroplast thylakoid membrane
Source: RefSeq, a predicted model, not a curated record
UUAAACUAACUCGGAAACCAAAGUGCUGUUUAUAAUUUUCGAUAAUCAUUUCUUCCACACUUCUGGCAUAAAUACUCUUCCCUGUACUCUCUAAACCUUUUCCUUCUAUCAUGGCGACCGGUUUCGUUCCUUUAUCAAUCUCAGGUGGAUCUCAAUUGAAGGCACAUGAGCUUUGGUUCUCAAAGUCCAAUUCAUUUGUAAAAACAACAAAACUGGUAGUUCAAAGGAAGUCAAACCAGGUGGGAAACCGCAAGUUGUCUGUUCGUGCAGAAUACAAUGAUGGUAGUAGGGGCAGUGGCAGCGAUUUUGUUGCAGGAUUUCUUUUAGGAGGCGCCAUAUUUGGAACUUUAGCUUAUAUUUUUGCUCCUCAGAUAAGAAGAUCCCUGCUGAAUGAAGAUGAAUAUGGGUUCCGGCGGGCCAAGCGACCAAUAUAUUAUGACGAAGGUUUAGAGAUGACCAGGCAGACCUUGAAUGCAAAGAUCAGCCAACUGAAUUCUGCUAUCGACAAUGUAUCUUCACGUUUGAGAGGCGGCAAUAGUUCACCUCCUAUGCCUGUCGAAACUGAUCCUGAGGUAGAAGUUAGCAUGUGAGAUUUGUUUAUGUUUCUUCAUUAUAAUCUCUCAGACCAAAUACUGUUUGAAAAACAGAUAUGGUUGUAUUUAUCGGGGGUUUAGCUUCUUCUUGUUUAACUGAGAAUACAAGUGUUAUAGUUAGCAUUAUAGCAGCAUACAACACUGGCAUUUUUCAUGUAGACUUGAGAGUUUGAGGGUUUAUAAUAGCCUCCAAGUCUGUUCUCUUUUUUAA